AUGGCUGAUCUAAAUAAUAAUAAUGAAAUUAACGAAAUUCAAAAAUUCGUGAAUUUAUGGUCAGAGACCUAUAAACCACUUGCCUGGACCAGUAUAGUUUAUUUUGUAUUUUGGUAUCCUCCAUGGACUUUAUUUUGUCUUGCUUGGGUGACAUUCACUGCUUUGAUAAGUCUUGCUUCGUUGAUAAUCCCUCCUUUGGGUUAUUGCUUUUGCAUAGGGUCGGUAAUAUCUUGGAGAUCAUUGGCAAGGAUUGAGCUGCUAACAGUGUCAUAUUGUAUAAAUCCAAAAAAUUUUAUCAAAGACUCUAUCACAGAAAUAGAGCGUAACGGAGGUCUUUUUUAUCCAAUCACUAAAAUUUCACCCACGAGAACUGCUUUUCCUGGUUACAUACAAUUUGGUGCUGAAUUUGUUUCCCAUCAACAUACCAGAAAUUGUUUCUUUUAUUUUACGUUUUAUAAGACAUUUACCUUAUUAUUAUUCGUCGUGUUAUUUCCGAAAGUUUGGUGA
Funneliformis mosseae is the source of this 507-nucleotide messenger RNA. The record is from the annotation of a GenBank genome assembly. NCBI's taxonomy places the organism in Eukaryota, Fungi, Glomeromycota, Glomeromycetes, Glomerales, Glomeraceae.